AUGCCGCAUCACAUGACCACGAGACUCAAGGCGAGUAAACGAUUCUCACACAACGCGAUUGAUUUGGGCACCCAGACCGUUCGCCUAUUCCGGAUUCUGCAACAGACAGGCGUUGUUUCCCUGCAGUUGUGGCACCAGGAAUUCGACGGGCGGCAUACAGCACUGUCCUAUGUCUGGGGUCCCAUCGAUCCGUCCCACCACAUCCUAGUCAACGGCAGACCUUUUCAUAUUCGCCAAAACCUUUACGAUUUCCUGGUCUUGAUGAGAGAUCAAGGACGAUCAGAUGCUUUCUUUGUCGAUGCGAUCUGCAUCAACCAAGAAAGCGAUUCAGAGAAAAACCAUCAAGUCCGGCAGAUGUGGCGCAUGUAUGCAGAAGCCCGACAGGUUUGUUUCUGGCUCGGCUCUGGCACCAGUAUCGCAAAGCUUACAGACAUGUCGUUAUUGACGUGGUGGAAGCCAUCUCCCGAGGAGCAGGAUAAAUUGGGUAGACUCGUCAAAGAAGUCCUUUACUGUGAUUUCUGGUCAAGGACAUGGAUUGUUCAAGAAGUCCUACUCGGUCAUCAUCAUGGCAAAAUCAUGUACGGCACUGAGAGUCACGAUUUCGUGGAAUUUGCGCCGGCCCUUGAAUCGGCCAGGGAAGCUACAGAGGUCGGUCGUUCGCCAGCCUGGCAACUGCUUGGGAGCGAUCUUCUCGUACCGCAUAGAACUCGAGAGGGGCAGCACCCUGCAGUCGGACCGCCCCAACCACUUCGCCAUCAUGCGGCAGCUAGAACUGCAGGCGAUAGCUGGCUGUCCAAUCUUCUCUCGAUACUGGACGGGAUCUUCGACCGUACGGCAUGCAGCGAUAGGCGUGACCGCAUCUUUGUACCUAUGAGUCUGCUCGGAGGUGCAGCAACCUCGAUGGUUGACUACAGUCUGUCUGCCUCACAGCUCUAUCUCAGACUACUGAGUAGAUGGGUCGAAGGAGAAUUUACUGGUGCCGCUACAGCAACUAUAGAGGCUUUCGUUCAGGCCGAGCGAGUUCUUCGUCGGACCUUGGGGCUUGAGAACGCGAGUCCUUCGCGCUUGUGGAAGAUGGCUGACAAAGCCAAUCAGGAUUGGUCUGUGGCUCUACGAUUCGAGGCUAUCGCUAAAGUGGAUUCUAUAUUAGAGGUUUUCCACAUGCUGUGCGUAUCACCGCAAACGAGCGACCGUAUCAGAAUGGCUCGAGCAUUUGCGAGAUGUCAUUGCGAGAUCUGUGGACCAGAGGAUCAACAUUGUGACAACUUAGGGAAACUGGUGCUCUUCUCCCCAGGCGAUGGGAAAGGGUAUGGUCCCCAUCUCCUUGUCUCUGAAAAUUGCCCGGGCAUCCACUCAAUUGCUUAUGGCGCUCUGCUUCCUGUCAAAUACGACGCCAAUGUAGCCGACAACAGGCAUCCUCUGAAAAUUAUCAGACUCGCCGGCCUUCGAUCCAUCGAUACGACUGCCUUACAGGGUGCGUUCCAAUUCGAAAGUGGCUCCCACAGCUCUCCUGGACAUUUUGACGGUCUCUUCUUUGACCUGAAGGCCCGCCCCUCUGAGAUACUCAAGCUGCUGUGGUACAACCUCGGACUGCAUGUUAUCGAGCCUCCGGAGUCAGGGGAAAUUCGCUGCGAUUUGCUCACACAACCUGGCAAGAAAUGUUCGACGAAAGGUCAGGCUGAGAACGACCUGGAGAAUUAA
Messenger RNA from Cyphellophora attinorum, 1701 nucleotides. RefSeq lists its product as uncharacterized. Bases 1 to 1701 code for a protein of 566 amino acids. NCBI's taxonomy places the organism in Eukaryota, Fungi, Ascomycota, Eurotiomycetes, Chaetothyriales, Cyphellophoraceae. The transcript has a single exon. The record is from RefSeq and is a predicted model, not a curated record.